Messenger RNA from Trichomycterus rosablanca, 2373 nucleotides. RefSeq lists its product as uncharacterized. The record is from RefSeq and is a predicted model, not a curated record. Bases 234 to 1985 code for a protein of 583 amino acids. Lineage: Eukaryota; Metazoa; Chordata; Actinopteri; Siluriformes; Trichomycteridae. The transcript has a single exon.
CUCCCUGUUCCUCUCUGUUCCUUCCUGUUCCUCUCUGUGCCUCUCUGUUCCUCCCUGUUCCUCCCUGUUCCUCACUGUUCCUCACUGUUCCUCCCUGUUCCUCACUGUUCCUCCCUGUUCCUCUCUGUUCCUCCCUGUUCCUCUCUGUGCCUCUCUGUUCCUCCCUGUUCCUCUCUGUGCCUCCUGUUCCUCCCUGUUCCUCACUGUUCCUCCCUGUGCCUCACUGUUCCUCCAUGUGCCUCCCUGUUCCUCCCUGUUCCUCUCUGUGCCUCCUGUACCUCCCUGUUCCUCACUGUGCCUCACUGUUCCUCUCUGUGCCUCCUGUACCUCCCUGUUCCUCUCUGUGCCUCCUGUUCCUCCCUGUUCCUCACUGUUCCUCACUGUUCCUCCAUGUGCCUCCCUGUUCCUCCCUGUUCCUCACUGUUCCUCACUGUUCCUCCCUGUUCCUCUCUGUGCCUCCUGUACCUCCCUGUUCCUCCCUGUUCCUCCCAGUUUCUCCCUGUGCCUCCCUGUGCCUCCCUGUUCCUCCCUGUUCCUCCCUGUACCUCCCUGUUCCUCCCUGUACCUUCCUGUUCCUCCCAGUUCCUCCCUGUGCCUCCCUGUUCCUCCCUGUGCCUCCCUGUUCCUACCUGUGCCUCCCUGUUCCUCCCUGUACCUCCCUGUUCCUCCCAGUUCCUCCCUGUGCCUCCCUGUUCCUCCCUGUACCUCCCUGUUCCUCCCUGUGCCUCCCAGUUCCUCCCUGUGCCUCCCUGUGCCUCCCUGUUCCUCCCUGUGCCUCCCUGUUCCUCCCUGUACCUCCCUGUUCCUCCCAGUUCCUCCCUGUGCCUCCCUGUUCCUCCCUGUGCCUCCCUGUGCCUCCCUGUGCCUCCCAGUUCCUCCCUGUGCCUCCCUGUUCCUCACUGUUCCUCCAUGUUCCUCCAUGUGCCUCCCUGUUCCUCCCAGUGCCUCCCUGUGCCUCCCUGUUCCUCCCUGUUCCUCCCUGUGCCUCCCUGUUCCUCCCUGUUCCUCACUGUUCCUCCAUGUGCCUCCCUGUUCCUCCCUGUGCCUCCCUGUGCCUCCCUGUUCCUCCAUGUUCCUCCAUGUGCCUCCCUGUUCCUCCCUGUUCCUCCCUGUUCCUCCCUGUGCCUCCCUGUUCCUCCAUGUGCCUCCCUGUUCCUCCCUGUUCCUCCCUGUGCCUCCCUGUGCCUCCCUGUGCCUCCCUGUUCCUCCAUGUUCCUCCAUGUGCCUCCCUGUUCCUCCCUGUUCCUCCCUGUGCCUCCCUGUGCCUCCAUGUUCCUCCAUGUGCCUCCCUGUGCCUCCCUGUGCCUCCCUGUUCCUCCAUGUUCCUCCAUGUGCCUCCCUGUUCCUCCCUGUGCCUCCAUGUUCCUCCAUGUGCCUCCCUGUUCCUCCCUGUUCCUCCCUGUGCCUCCCUGUGCCUCCCUGUUCCUCCAUGUUCCUCCCUGUUCCUCCCUGUUCCUCCCUGUGCCUCCCUGUGCCUCCCUGUGCCUCCAUGUUCCUCCAUGUGCCUCCCUGUUCCUCCCUGUUCCUCCCUGUGCCUCCCUGUGCCUCCCUGUUCCUCCAUGUUCCUCCAUGUGCCUCCCUGUUCCUACAUGUGCCUCCCUGUUCCUCCCUGUGCCUCCCUGUACCUCCCUGUUCCUCCCAGUUCCUCCAUGUGCCUCCCUGUUCCUCCCUGUGCCUCGGCACGUCCUCAGUGUUCCACACCUCACCCUCCUUAUUUGACUGUAUUUUACUAUGGAGCAGCAGUGCGGGGGGUGUGUUUGGUCACGGUGAUCACAGUGCAGACGGUUCAGACGUCACUGCAGAUUUGGGUAAAUAAACAGAACUGGGACAAAACCACAAACACACUGGAACCAUUAAAAGCACACACACACACACACACACAUAUACGUACACACACACACACUGACACACACACACACACUGACACACACACACUAACACACACACACACACACACACACAUCAUAUUGACCUCACCCUGCUGACUCACUGCUGUCAGACGCCACUCUCCAUUUACAUCUGUGUGUGUGUGUGUGUGUGUGUGUACGUGCGUGUGUGCGUGUGUGUGUGUGUGUGUGUGUGUGUGUACGUGCGUGUGUGCGUGUGUGUGUGUGUGUGUACGUGUGUGUGUGUGUGUGUACGUGUAUGUGUGUGUACAUGUGUGUAUAUGUGUGUACGUGUGUGUGUACGUGUGUGUGUACGUGUGUGUGUGUGUGUGUACGUGUGUGUGUGUGUGUGUGUACGUGUAUGUGUGUGUACGUGUGUGUAUAUGUGUGUACGUGUGUGUACGUGUGUGUGUGUACAGGAGCAGUUGGAGCAGUACCGCACUAAUGUAGAUGUGGAGGAGGGCUGGAUCUUGGCGUGUAAACACAC